Hyposmocoma kahamanoa is the source of this 674-nucleotide messenger RNA. RefSeq names its product alpha-tocopherol transfer protein-like. Gene Ontology annotation, cellular component: membrane. The transcript has 4 exons. Gene Ontology annotation, molecular function: phosphatidylinositol bisphosphate binding. The record is from RefSeq and is a predicted model, not a curated record. The annotation marks the transcript as partial. NCBI's taxonomy places the organism in Eukaryota, Metazoa, Arthropoda, Insecta, Lepidoptera, Cosmopterigidae.
AUGACAUGAUGAUCAAAAAAUUCCUGCACAGUUGCUACGGCAGCCUAGAAAGGACGAAGAAAUGCAUAGAGCGGUUUUGCACGACGCGGAGUAACAUGCCCGAGGUGUACACUUGUCGAGAUCCCACUUCGGACAAGAUGAAAGAUGCUUUCUCUAUCACAAACGUGUCGACGUAUCUCGCCGGCGACAACGAGCUCCUGAUCCAUCAGUUAAAUGAUCCAGAAUUAGAGAAAUUCAACUACUACGACGUGUUGAAGUCUUUCGCCAUUCAAGCUGACUAUUGGCUCAAAGUUCACGAAGUUUUUCCCGAAGGGCAUAUAAUUAUCCUUGAUAUCAAAGAUUAUACGCUAAAAAUUCUACCAAAGAUCAAUGUACUGUUUUUUAAGGAUUUUCUACUGUUUCUGUUGGAAGGCAUGCCGGUGCGAGUGAAGGGGGUACACGUGAUCAACUGCCCGUCGUACUAUGAAAUGUUAUACGGUUUGGUCAAGCCAGUACUGCCUGCUGAUAUCCGGAGCUUGAUACAGUUUCACGGAACACCCGAAGGAGUGCAUAAGCACAUCGAUCCGAAGUACAUCCCCGAGGAGUAUGGCGGCAGUGCCUCCAGUAUGACGGAACAGCACAAUUCAUGGGUCAGGGACAUACAGAAAAACAGGUAUGUCUUAUAUAAACAAUAA